Messenger RNA from Fusarium verticillioides 7600, 652 nucleotides. RefSeq lists its product as hypothetical. NCBI's taxonomy places the organism in Eukaryota, Fungi, Ascomycota, Sordariomycetes, Hypocreales, Nectriaceae. The record is from RefSeq and is a predicted model, not a curated record. The coding region runs from base 1 to 561 and encodes 186 amino acids. The transcript is spliced from 2 exons.
AUGGAUCCGAGCAUGCAACUGAAUCAUGAAAAGGCCCCGGCACGCACGAGUAACAUGACAACACAGAGCUGGCCCCAAAUGCACUCCCGCCAUCCAUUGGCCGGAGGCUUCCGUUCUAUCCACUCAGGCGCUGGCGGAAUUCGAGAAGGUCUCACCGAUACUGAGGCGAGGGGACCUGAUGGUAACCAUAAGUCUAACAAAGUAUACUUGCAGCGUAUAAGAACAGAGCCCUCUGUCACCAAAUUCGCCCCAUCCAACAUACAAGCCAGUGAGCUUACGGGGUCCCAAUCUGGCAAACAAAUCAGUAGCACAAACAUAAGACUUCUAAGAUCUGACCAUAUAUGUAAUGCAUUGCGGAGAGAGCCCACUUUAGGAGACCAUAUUAUCAAGGCCACGGUACAAAGUGCCCACUCAGACUACCGCAGUAAGAAGUUCCUCCUAAGGAACGAGGUUCAAAGGCUUUUAAUGACAGAUGCUGUAGAGAAGGAGCUUACACAAUGCAAUCGAUGGCAGAGAUAUCUAAUUAUUAGACUUCUGCAUCUACAUAAGCCAAACUUUUAAGAAAAAGCAUAAAUCAUCUGCGGAAAGUCAGAUAGAGAACUUGGAGCAAACCCUGUUUAUAAAAAAUACCAGAAGAUAUUUACUAUCCUAG